GUUGUCCGGUUACGCGGUUCGGUUUAUAGUUGCUCGCGAAAGAACGGAAACAAAUUGAAAAUAACAAAGUCGCGUAAUUCUAUAAACAACAACAAUUUACGAUGCGUGUCGCUAAACAAAAACAAUAGCAAACCGCCUUACGCCUUCAGCUAUAACCUACCUCUACAAACAUUACAAACAAAAAAGUUAAAACGUAAACAGAAAUAGUUUAAUUUCUUAUCGCAGUUAAUAAAACUGUUUGCAAGCUUAGCACGUAGGCUGGAACACACACACGCGAUUAACAUAUGAAAAUAUAGAUAAAUAAUCACAAAAUAAUAGAACGACAAUUUGUAAACGCGUUUACAAAGCUAUUUACGCUUAUGUAUCAAAAUACAUAAAUUUGCAUAAAUCAAAACAAAUAUGGAGCAAACCAAGAGCCUGCUCUCCAAGCAUUCCAAGGAUGUGGAAUUUCAGGAUGUUUUCUAUACGGUGCAGCAACGCACAAGCUACUUGCGAUCAACCGGCCAGCGGCAAAUUUUAAAAGGCGUCAGCGGUAGUUUCCGUAAUGGACAACUAUCGGCUAUAAUGGGCCCCUCGGGGGCCGGAAAAAGCAGUUUGCUAAACGCGAUUUCGGGUUUCAGAACCACUGGCGUCAAGGGCAGCAUUAAGAUCAAACGAGAUAAUGCCUGCUAUAUAACACAGGACGAUUGUCAUCAGACGCUGCUCAGCGUGGAGGAGCUCAUGAAUCUCUCUUGCGAUCUGAAGCUAAAGUCGCGCUUGAAAAAGGAAGAAAUUAUAACAGAUAUAUUGACAAAUCUGAAUCUCAAUCAUCGUCGCAGCGUAACCGCUGAAAAGUUAAGCGGCGGCGAGCGCAAACGCUUGUCCAUAGCACUGGAGCUGGUGGACAAUCCAAAUAUAUUCUUUCUGGAUGAGCCCACCAGUGGCUUGGAUGAGGUCACAGCAGCGCAGUGCAUACGCCUGCUCAGCGCGCUGGCCAAAGAGGGACGCACUGUGGUGUGCACCAUACAUCAGCCGUCGGCAACAAUAUACAACUGCUUCGAUAGCAUCUAUGUGCUGGCCAAGGGGCAGUGCGUGUACCAAGGCACUCCACAGGCAACUAUACCGUUCUUAAGAUUGGCGCAGCUUGACUGCCCACGCUACUACAGUCCCUCAGAUUACAUUAUAGAAGUUGUGGACGAUGGGGAGCUGGUGCCGCGGCUUAUCGAGCUCACAGACAAUGGCAAGCUGACCUAUCGCGCUAAGGCGCCGCAGUAUGUGGAGCCACAACAGGCUAUAACAACGCUGUUUGUGGAGCAACCUAAGCGCCCGCUGCUGCCUACAAUCUUUGCUGGCAGCGCUGCUUCUACUGAUGGCAGCUUAAUGAACGGCGCUGGUGCUUUGCUGGAGCAAAUGAAGGCGCUUUCGCAGCGCUUCUAUCGCGAUCGACGUGACAUAUCCGGACUGCGGCAAUUCGUGGUGCUGAUGCGCGUCAUGCUGCUGCGCAUUAUGCGUGCGCGCUUGGCUUUGAUUAUACAGCUGUUCCAUCAUAUGCUGUGCGGCCUGUUCUUCGGACUCAUCUUCUUUCAGCUGGGCAAUCAGGGUGCGCGCAUGUUUGAUCAUCUCAAGUUCUGCAUUGGCGCUGUGCUCAUGAUUGUCUAUACGCAGGUUAUGGUGCCCAUACUAAGCUAUCCUGCAGAUGUCAAGGUAGUGCGCAAGGAAACCUUUAAUCGCUGGUAUAGCUUAAUGCCCUACUACAUGGCGCUGACCAUUUCACGCUUGCCGCUGCAGGUGCUGCUCAAUUUAACGUUUAUGGCAAUGACUUAUUGGAUGACUGGCUUGCCGGAGCAGCUUUGGCGUUUCUGCAUAUUUGCUGCUGUGGGCCUAAUGAUCUCCUUGGUGGCUGAGGGCAUGGGCCUGGCCAUAGGCGCUACCUUUAGCAUUACAAAUGGCAGCGUUGUUGGUCCCAUGCUCAUAGCACCACUAAUGGGUCUGGCUGUUUAUGGCUUUGACUUUGCGCCACAAAUUGGCGUUGGCAUGAAUCUCCUCAUGAAAUUCAGUUAUGUACGCGUCGGCGUUGUCUCCUUAAUACUCGCUGUAUUUGGCUUUCAACGCGAGGACCUGGACUGCGAUGACAUCUAUUGCCACUUUAGUGAUCCACGAGUGCUGCUUAAAUUCUUGGAUGUGGAUAAGGUUUCGAUACUGCAUCAAUUCGGCUUGCUGACCAUGCUAAUGAUAUUCUUUCGCGUGCUUAUGUACAUCAGUCUGCGCAAGCGUUGCUAUACAUAAUCGUUAGCUUUAUGUUUUUUGUAUCAAAAGUCAAAAGUCUAUUGCUGUGAUGUGAACACAAGUACGUGCAUAUAAUAUUAGUGUUUAAGUACAAAAACAAAAGCCUUUUUUAAGAUAUGUAUUACACAUUGAUUGCCUCUUCAAUUAGACACUACAGUUUAAGCUGGUGCAUAGAUACUCGUAUUUAAUAUUAAUUAAGUUAAGCUUUGUGUUUUUCGGUUAGAGUGACAAAGAAUAUAUUUUACAAUUGUGUUUGUAUGCUUAAAAGUAACUGAACCAAAAGUUCUAAUCCAAUUUGUACGCAAUUUUAAGCUUUAAUGCUAACGCCUUCUAUUGAGGCAGCGCAAGUGGCUUUACAAAAUAAAAUAUGACAAAUGUAUGAAUUUAACGUUCCCUAAAAAUCCAAUUGUUAAGCAACUUACUGCUGGAAUGUUUGUUGUAGUAAUAACAGCAAUUUUUUUUUACGAUUUCAACUGUAAAGAAUAGUGAACAGCGAAUAUGCAAAGUUUAAUAAACGCCAAAUUUCGUUUG
This is a messenger RNA of Drosophila busckii, 2796 nucleotides long. Its product is annotated as ATP-binding cassette sub-family G member 1. The transcript is spliced from 7 exons. The coding region runs from base 400 to 2265 and encodes 621 amino acids. The record is from RefSeq and is a predicted model, not a curated record. Gene Ontology annotation, cellular component: plasma membrane. Gene Ontology annotation, molecular function: ATP binding; ATP hydrolysis activity; ABC-type transporter activity. Lineage: Eukaryota; Metazoa; Arthropoda; Insecta; Diptera; Drosophilidae.